UCUGUAGUCGUCGUUUCUUUCUUCUCAAUAACUUUACUAGUAGCUACUAUGCAACAUAUCCUUUCCCUCGAUAGAACAUUUGCUACAAAGAAUGAGUCUUAUAAUCUACUGCACAAUGAUGCUUUGGAUUGGAAAGAAGAACUUGUUAUUAUUGGCUUGGCAGAUUCUUUAUUGAGAAGAAAGCAAUUAUUUUCUAGUCUAGAGUCUACAACAUAUAAACACCCAGAACUAGAGAAAUAUGAAAGAUGCAAUCAUAUUCUCCCGUCCUCUUUAGAGGAGAAUCGAGUAUAUGUUACAACAGACAAAAAAGAUAUUUGCCUGGAGUCUCGUCCUAGGAAUAUCAAUAAGACUUGUAUCGAAGAGAAACUCAAAUUAGACCCAUCAAUGUCUAGUCGAGGGUCUUUCACAUGGCACAAUGAUGCUGUUGACAGUAGUUGCAGAAAAGAUACAAAUCUUUUUGGAAUCCUACCUUACUUUACUAUGUCUUUGACAAAGUUUGACAUGCAAGAAAAGGACAAGUCCCUUCAUCAUAUACUACAAGGAACCUGCAGAGGCCAUUUUUGUUCAGCUUCCAGAUUACAGCCAAAGAAGAAGAGAAGUAGAAGUAUCAUCAAGUCUAAAAGGAAGAAAAGUUAUAUAAGAUUUACUCCUGAAGAAGAAAUGAAUUUGCGAAUAGGAAUAUCCCAGUUUGGAGUUGGACGUUGGAAGAAUAUCUUAUAUAGCUAUCCAUUUCAUCCCAAAAGAACUUGUGUUGACUUGAAGGAUAAAUAUAGAAAUAUGUUGAUAGCGUAUCGAAAAAGGCAAUGUUGUGAAGUCUUCCAUUCCACAUCCUUUUGGUAAAGGAAUGACAAAUGUAUAAUAAUAAGAAGAAAGUGGUUGCGGGGGCUUGAUAAAUUUUUCUUGCAACCA
This is a messenger RNA of Galdieria sulphuraria, 909 nucleotides long. RefSeq names its product DNA-binding protein. The coding region runs from base 49 to 840 and encodes 263 amino acids. The transcript has a single exon. NCBI's taxonomy places the organism in Eukaryota, Rhodophyta, Bangiophyceae, Galdieriales, Galdieriaceae. The record is from RefSeq and is a predicted model, not a curated record.